Messenger RNA from Thyridium curvatum, 2364 nucleotides. RefSeq lists its product as uncharacterized. Gene Ontology annotation, molecular function: RNA polymerase II general transcription initiation factor activity; protein binding. The transcript has 4 exons. The record is from RefSeq and is a predicted model, not a curated record. NCBI's taxonomy places the organism in Eukaryota, Fungi, Ascomycota, Sordariomycetes, Thyridiales, Thyridiaceae. Gene Ontology annotation, cellular component: transcription factor TFIID complex. Gene Ontology annotation, biological process: transcription initiation at RNA polymerase II promoter. Bases 1 to 2364 code for a protein of 787 amino acids.
AUGUCAGGCUCAGGCCCGCCUGGAGCGGCUCCGGCUGGCUCCUAUGCUGGCCCAUCACAGCAUGGCGGUACUGGAGGAGCUCCUGCAGGGGGCAACACCGGUGGAGGGACAACGAACACCACUACCUCUGCCUCCGACCUCAAUAAGAUUCCUGAGACCUUGUGGCUUCUCUUUCAAAUGGAUGAACGACAGACUGAUGACCGUGGUGAUCGCUUUGUGUUCAAAAAGGUGACGGACUAUCUCCUUAAGAAGGGCUUCACCAAGACUGAAGCGACUUUUAGAAAGGAGUCGGCUCACACAGGAUCCGAUGGUAGGCCUAUCAGGAAAACCGUACAGGAUAUGGGCCCUGAGCGGUACGCCAAGGCCUUCAAUAUUCUCAAGGACUGGAUCGACAAUGGUCUGGACCUAUACAAGUUCGAACUUGCCAAAGUUCUCUGGCCUAUCUUCGUCUACUCAUAUCUCGAUCUCGUGUCGCAACAAUGCGGCACCGAAGCCAAGAAAUUCCUCGAGACGCUGAAGCCACACUUUGAGAAUGUCCACUCUGAUGACCUCAAGACGCUGGCAUCGGUUACCUUGCCACCCCACAUCAAGGAGAAUCACACGACUAAGCUGUAUAUGGAGAACUCCUACAAGAUUCCCCUGAAUCAACAUGCCGCAGGCCAGCUCCUCCACUUCCUCGAGCGUGAGACAGACAACGGCGGCUUUGUCAUCUCGCAGAUCCUCCAGGAGCGCUGCUCCGUCGACUCUACUGCACGAGGACCCAUCGAGCAGUACAGUUUUGAGGCCAUCUAUCGCCGGGCCCAGAACAUCGAGCUCGAUGACAUCGACGCGCAGGAGGGCAUUCCCGGGGUUUUCACGGGCGUCAGCAACCGGGACGUUCUUAACGCAAACGCGCCUCUAAAGUUGGGCCCCAUGCCGAUGGAGCCGGAACUGCGGGAUGAUGUGCGUGCCGAACUUGAGAACGAAGAUGCCAGGCAUCCUCCAGCUGAUGGAGUGCCGAAUUUGGUGGACGAGUUCGAUCGCAAGAUUAAGCGCGAGGAGAGUGCCGACGGUCCUACCCGAGCUGAGCUUCCACUACCUCCGUCUCGCGCCAAGGACGUCGUGGUUGAGAUGCAAAAGAUUCGGGAGAACCGCGACCGAUUCAAGAUCGAGGGCCGCACCGGAGGAGUUGGCGUUCCCGUCUCGGUCUGCAUGUUCACCUUUCACAAUACAUGCGGCAGUUUGAACUGCAUGAGCUUUUCAAAGGACAAUAAGCUUGUAGCGUAUGGCACUUCUGAAUCGUACAUUCGGGUCUGGAGCAUAGACGGAAAGCCGCUGCGAUCCAAGGCUAUCGGAGAUAAGGAAACGACCAACAAUCGCAAGCUGAUCGGCCACUCUGGCCCGAUCUCGGGCAUUUCAUUCUCGGAUGCGGUCCCUUUCAUGGAGAAGAGCCCGUUUGAUAACAACAAGCCGGCUCCCGAAACGGAUGCCAAACUGCUCCUCUCUUCUAGCUUUGAUGGCACUGUGCGUCUCUGGUCUCUCGAGACUUGGAGUCAACUGUGUAUCUACAAGGGUCAUACCGGACCGGUUAUGAGGGUUCUUUGGGGUCCUCUUGGCCACUACUUUGCGACGGCUGGCUGGGAUAAGACUGUGCGUGUGUACAGCCAGGAUCAUGCUUCAGCACAGCGGAUCUUUGUCGGACACGACACUCCUAUCUCCAGGAUCGCGUGGCAUCCCAACGGGACCUACAUCUUUUCUGCUUCAGACGAGUCGGACAAGUCUAUUCGGAUGUGGUCUGUGCCUAAGGGAGAGUGCGUCCGGGUCUUCAACCACCAUGCCGACUAUAUCAGCGCUCUGGAGUGUUCACCCAACGGCAAGUUGCUCGCGAGCGCAGAUAUUGGUGGCAACAUCAUCCUAUGGGAUAUCGACAAGGGCACCCGCAUCAAGCGAUGUCGCGGCCACGGCAAGGGUGGCAUCACGUCCCUGAGCUUCAGUGUCGAGUCGAAUGUUCUCGCCUCGGGCGGUCUGGACGGUACCGUUCGCGUCUGGGACAUUGAUCUGCCGAAGGACGCCACCAAGGUCCCUACUCUCGGCGGACCGUCCUCGGCCGCUCCUCAGCCGCAGGCGGAUGGGACGGGCGCAGCCGGCGACACCAUCGCUGUUGGCGGAGGUACGGGAGACCGCAGCAUCACUGUCGGAGGCCAAGCGCCUGCGCAGUCGGCACCUGCGGCCACGACGAGUGGAGGAACUGGAAAGAAGAAGGGCAAGGAGGUGAUGAUUACUGCUGACCAGAUCUCCGCCUUUGCGACCAAGAAGACGCCGGUGCUCAGCGUCGAGUUCACGCGCAUGAACCUCUUGGUUGCUGGUGGCUAUUUUGACCCAUGA